Pteronotus mesoamericanus is the source of this 7647-nucleotide messenger RNA. It is a transcript of the gene CFAP46, whose product is annotated as cilia and flagella associated protein 46. Gene Ontology annotation, molecular function: protein binding. The record is from RefSeq and is a predicted model, not a curated record. The transcript has 58 exons. The coding region runs from base 1 to 7647 and encodes 2548 amino acids. Lineage: Eukaryota; Metazoa; Chordata; Mammalia; Chiroptera; Mormoopidae. Gene Ontology annotation, biological process: cilium movement involved in cell motility; axoneme assembly.
AUGGACCUGGCCAUCACGCAGGAGCUGGCCCGCGCCGAGAGCCAGCAGGAUGCCGCCGCCUUGAAGAGGGCUUACGAGCUCAUCAAGUCCGCCAACCUGGGCAAGUCGGAGUUCGACCCCAGCGAGAGCUUCAGUCCCGACCUGUUCGUGCUGUGCGCGGAGCAGGCCCUGAAGAUGGGGCAGCCGGCGGUGAGCGAGGACUGCAUCCAGAUGUACUUCAAAGUGAAGGGCCCGGUCACGCAGUUCCUGGGCCGCGCGCACCUGUGCAGGGCUCAGCUCUGCCCCCCCAAGUCCACGGACGACCUGGAGGAGUUUGAAAACUGUGUGACUCAGUACAUGAAGGCGAUUAACUUCGCCAAAGGGGAGCCCAGGUACCACUUCCUGGUCUAUAAUGCGUCCGUCCUCCACUGGCGAAUGGCCAGGCCCUUCCUCAGGCCUGGGUAUCACCACCACCUGAUCUCCAGCCUCUCCCAGAUCGUGAGCGUGCUGAGUCAGACCGAGGACGAGGACAAGGACUGGCAGGCAGAGCUGAUGCUGGAGCUCCUGGAGUGUUGCCUGCAGGCGGGGAGAAAGGAGGAGGCCCGGACGCUCUGCGCCACGGCCGCGCCCUUCGUGAAGGCCCACGCACCGCACAGAUACCGGCAGAUGUUUGCUGUCAUGGUGCGACAUGAGCUGAUGGACGAGCUUCGGCUGAAGGAAGAAAAGAGAGCCUCUGUCAGCCUUUCGGCCACGUUCCACAUGAACCUGCUACAAGGGAAAUUGGAUAGGAAUGAUUUACCUGAAGACGUCAACAAAAUUCUGAAGGGCAUCUAUAAACAGUUAGGUUAUUACAGUCACCAACGCUCCCCUUCGAUCAUGGAGGAAAAAACCCUUUUGCUCCUUGAACUCGCUGGUCUUUCUCUGACCUUGAAGUGUGAGGGCAUCUGCUCCAGCUGCCUCUCGGACUUGAAGAACAUGGACAGCAAGGACCCCGGGAGGCUCAUUGAAAUCGAGUGCCUGGAGUGUCAGCUGGAAGCGCUGAGACUGGAGAGUAAAAUCAAAACCUACGUCCGAACGGCUGUGGAGGCCCAGCUGAGCAUCGUGCAGAGGCUGGACGGCACGCUGCAGCGAGCCGUCUGCCUGGGCGACCCCCACGCCGCCCACGUGGUGUGCGCCGCCCAGUGGAACCUGUGCCUCCCGCUCCUGCAGCACAACCUGCGGCACCACCUGCGGAAGCCGCUGACCGGCAUCGCGGAGACCCUGGAGAAGCUGGACAGCCUCAUGGUCCUGCUCCGCUGCCAAGUGCACAUGGAGCUGGCCCACAUCGAGGAGGACGAGGACCGGCUGGAGCCUGCCAUGGAGCACCUGCAGAAGGCCAUGCUGCUGGACAGCCAGGGCCUGUACCAGGAAAGGCUCCGGGUGGCCUUCGGCCGGCUGCACCUCUGCUCCCUGCUGUACCAGAACCCCGAGCGCGCCGAGGACAAGGCCGUCAUGGCCAUCGAGCAGGCCAAGAAAGCCAUCCCCAAGGACAACGUCCGGAAGAAGCGGGCCCUCCUGGUGAACGCAGGCCUGGCGCUGGCCCCCGACGCCUUCCAGAUCGUGCUCGACAGCGAGAAUGAGGCCAAGGUUUCCACCGGGAAGAGCAAGAGCCGUUUCACCCCGCUCUUCGCCAGGGCCCGGCACCACACCGUCAGCGUGGACAAAGCCACCGGGCACCUGUGGCGCCUGGGGAGCGAGAACUACAAGGAGAGGGUGCGGAUCUGGGCGGAGCUCGCCAAAGUCGCGCGGAAGCAGGGCGUGUGGGACGUCUGCCGGGCCGCCUGCCGCUUCUGCCUGCUGUACGACAGCGCCAAGGUGAAGAAGCUGUCGCGGCAGAGGAGAGGAAGGAAGAAGCGGGGCGGGGACAGCGGCGGGUAUGACUCCAGGGGCCAGUCCCAGGUCCUGCUGCAGAGGCCGGCGUCGCCGAGCCUGCUGCGGAAGUUCGCGGAGGUGGGCUUCAUCAGCGCCGAGGCCACUGUCCACUUGCUGCGGUUGGAGGGUGUGCAGCUGAACGACCGCCCCAACCCCCCCGAGGACUUGAGCCAGCACGCGGCCGGCUACGCGCUCCAGAACCCCGAGGACAACUCGGAGUGGGUCACCUACAGGACCUGGGUCGAGAGCCUCUCGCAGUACGCCAUGACCAACUGGCUGCGGUCGGCCGAGAUCGGGCAGGAGAUGCAGGAAGCCUGGAUCGUGCAGAACGCCGUGGUCUACGUCCUGAACCACAACCACCACCUCAUCACGGCCGGGCGGCAGCAGGAGCUGGUGGACACCUUGUACCGCCUCCUGAGCAUCGUCAAGGCCACGGGCCACAACGGCGACCCGGUCAUGCUGGCGAUGCUCUGCAACGCGCUGGCUCGAGGCCUGAUCAUCAGCUGGAUCCCGGCCCAGACGCCAGAAAAGGCGAGAAGGCCCGUGCGUCCGAACGUGGCUCACGCGCCCCUGGACCCGGAAGCCGCCUCCGAAGUCAGGACCGCGGUGGAGGUCUGCGAGUUCGCCCUCAGCCUGACCAACGGGACGGCGCCCGAGGAGGCUGUGCCCGUCGAAGCCCGGCAGCAGCUCAUCGCCACCUGGGUGAAGGCCAAGCAGCUGCUGCAGCAGCAGAUCGGGCCGAGGCUGGGCCCGGAGGAGCAGAGCACCAACGAGGACAUCAGCUCCGUGACCAGAGUCCUCGUCGCCCUGGAGAUGUAUUCCUGCAACGGGCUGGGCCUCAUGGACUUCACCGUGCCCCCCUUGGCCCAGCUGGUGAAGAUGGCGGCCGCGUGCAGCUGGGCGGAGCCCCUGGUGGAGCUGCAGACCCUGGCUCGCCUGAGCCACUUCGCAUACGCGGCCCGCGACCACGAGGUCACCAUGGCGUGCUCGCAGAGGGCCAUCCAGAUGGGCGUUCAGUGCCUGAGGAAGUUCAGUCCGGUCCAGGCGCAGCUGGCUGCGGAGGCACUGAGCAUCACCGCCUGCACCCAGGGCAGGAGCAUCGUGGAGAACCUGAAGGGGCGGAAGCAGCUGCGUGUGGCGGCCGCCAAGGCCUUCACGGAGAGCGUGCGGUUCGGAGGCAUCGCGCAGAGCAGCGCCCUGGUGAUGCUGGCCGCCCGGCACUACUGGAACACCCAGCUCCCGCUGCUGUCCUCCGCGGCGAGCAGGAGGGCAGCCAAGAGCGCCGUGCAGCAGGUCAUCGCCGUCAUCAACAAGACGGAGGCCCAGACACAGGAAAAAGGAAGCACGCAGCGCCUGCACCAGUGGCCGACCGCGGACUUCCAGGGCGGAGGCACGUCGGACAUCUCUUUCCUCCCAGGCGCCGAGGACGACCUGUCCCUGCGCGCCGCGCUCUACGGGCUGCUGUUCCACUGCCACGCCGACCAGGACGACUGGGAGGGCGGCCUGAAGGUGCUGGAGGAGGCCGUGCAGGUGCUGCCGCGGACGGCACAUCGCCUCUUGAUCUUCAAGCACAUGGUCCUUGUGAAGGCCAAGCUCGGCCUGAACUUCACGAUGGAGAUGCACAAGUUCAAGGACGAGAGCGAAGACUACUUGGCCCACAUGUGGCACCGCCUGGCCUUGAACUCAAAGGACGUCUAUGUACAACUGACCUGCUACCAGAACGCAAUCCAAGCCUUGCAGAGGCCCGAGAGCGAGUGGCAGAAGGUGGACUACAUCCUGGAGUUCGGCGAGUGGCUCUACCACAGGCAGUUCUCCGUCGACGACGUGGUCUUCCACCUGACCUGGGCGGCCGACAUCAUGCUGGCCGCGCCGUCCGCCAGGGGCGCCCCUCCGCCGGCAGGGGAGGACCCGCCCCCACAGGCGGCCGCGGAGAGACCGGGGCCCGCGGACGACGCGGGGACAGUGUCCUUGGAGCAGCUCCACAGUGUGCGGCAGCUGGAGGGCCUGGCCCGCGCCCACAUCCUGCUGGCCCUGGUGGUGUCGCCCAGCGCCGCCGCCUACCAGGACUACUGCCUGGUGGCCUACGCGGCCCUGCGGCGCAUCUGGCAGGUUUCUUUAUUAACAGCAAGAAAAUCCAUUUCAGAGAGUAAACUUCCAGCAGCAGCGAGCUCGCAUGUGUUGCUGCCUAAAAAAGAGAAGGAGAAGGUCAAGGACAAGGACAGAGAGAAGGGCAAAGACCUGAAGCAGCCGCCGCCCCGGGUCCCCAGCGAGGAGCCGGAGGACGUGCCAGCCAGCGUGGAGGCGUGGGCUUCCUACUUCUGCCCGGAGGCGGUGACGGCCUUCUUCACGCAGGACAGGAGCGACUUCACUGUCAACGCCUCCAGCAUCCAGAGGCCGACGCACACGCUGUACUGCCUGGACCGGCUGGUCGAGGCCCUGCAGGAGCUGUCCCUCCACGAGCUCACGGUCCCGACCCUGCAGCUGGGGGCCCUGAUUUCGGCCUGCGUGGUGCACAGCAAGAGCCUCGAAGACCUCUACCACCUCCGGCUCGCCCUGGUCUGCUCCAACUUGAAGCUGAGAGACGCGGCCGCGUCCCACGAGGACGCGGUGGGGCAGGCCUACCUCGGGGACGCGGAGCAGGCCAGCUGCAGGAAAGAACUCGCACUGAAAAGGGAGAAGAACAGGGAGCCGCUGCUGGAAGAAGGUUCGUGGACGCUGAGCGAGCCCAUGGGCACCGGGCCCCCCGCGGAGACGAAGCCCCUCGUGGAUGAGGACCAGAUUUUGCGGAUCAACGGGGAGACCGGGAGAGGCCUGGACGGCACGUCCCUGCCGCAGCUGUGGACCCUCAAGGCAGAAGUCCUGCUGGAGAUGGGCCUGUGCCAGCCGGCGAGGCUGCUCCUGUCCGAGGCCCGCCAGGCCUUCCAGGAGCUUGGCGAUCCCUGUGCAGAAGCCAGGUGCCUGCACCUUCUGGCGCAGCUGGCCAACAAGGAGAGAAACUACAGCCAGGCCCAGAAGAUGAUUGAGCGCGCCCAGCGCCUGGGCGGCGGUGAGGCCUUCUGGUACCGCUCCACCCUGACCCUGGCCGACGCGCUCCUGUCCACGGAGCAGGAGGGCAGAGAAGUGGCGGCCUGCCAGCUGUUCCAGGCGCUCGUGGAGACUUUCCGGGCGCUCCAGAGGGAGAGGCCCAACCGAGCGCCCCACCUGGAGCUCAUGGCCACGGACCUGGAAGCCAGGUGCCUGAGCCUCCGGACCCAGGCGGCCCGGGCGUCGGUCGGCAGCGGGCCCUCGGAGCUCCCGUCUUUGCUGAAGGAACUGGACGGCUGCCUGCUGGCCGUCGAGAAGAAGUUUGCGCAGUGUGGCAGCAGGGAGAGCUGCGUGGAUGUCCUGCUGCAGCGUGUGGAGAUAAAGAGGCUGUGUGCCCAGAUCGAGCCGGACGGGGAGCGGCGGACCGCGCACCAGCAGGAGGCCUACGGCCUGGCCCAGCGCGCCGUGGCCGAGGCGGAGCAGCUGCUGCAGGGCGUCCAGCACCUCCUGGCCCUGCACGACGUGCAGAACGUGAACACGCCUCUGAUGAGGAAGCUGGCGCGCCUCAAGCUGAGCCUGGUGGAGGUGGCCCUGGACACACUGCAGCUCGCCUGGGGGGGGCCGCUGGGCCCGCGGCCGGGGCAGCACCCCUGGGACGAGCUGCUGGCCGACGACCUGCACAGCUCCAGCGCCGACUCCUCCGCUGGCCUGAAAUGGCGGGCGCUGCAGCGGACGCUGCCCCACACGGCGCUGGCCCAGCUCGAGAGCCUGCAGCCGCUGAGCGCCGGCCGCGCGGAGACCCGCGCGCGGCUGCUGGGCCUGGCGGGGAAGGCCCUGCGCCUGCUGGCCCUGCGGACGGACCCGGUGCCCCCCGCCUCCUGCUGGGAGGAGGGCCCCCCGGCGGGGGCAGAGCCCGGCGGCGUCAAGAUCCACCGGGAGGACGGAGCCGGGGAGCAGCGAGGUGGCAGCCAGCGGGCCCGCAGGGCGCCUCCCGGCGACCAGGAGCGCAGCCGGAAGGGCUCCGACCUGAAGAGAAGGAGGGCGCUGGCCCGGCGGUACCUGGCCCAGGCGUCGGAGGUGCUGCUUCAGGGCCUGCAGGCCGCCCUGGGCUGCGGGCUCCUGCAGGUGGCGGCGGCCACCAGCCUGCAGGCGGCGGAGUGCGUUGGCGCGCGCGACCCCGAGGCCGCCUGCCAGUUCCUGGCGCUGUCGCAGAGCUGCUGUGCAGCGGAGACGAUGCGGGGCGUGCUGCUCGCGGCCACAGCCAACACCGGCGGCUCGCAGCCCGCGGCCCUGCUGCAGCUCGAGCGCGGGCUGCGGCUCCGGGAGCACACCUCCGCCCGCCUGCUCGCCGGCGUGGAGCAGCGGCUGGCCGCCGUCUCCAAGGCUUGGCAGAAUCUCCAGGUGACAGAGCAACAUUUUAACCUCUUGAGUGAGGUUCCUCCCACCUUUCGGGUCCUCUUUCUGCACCACUCGCCUGACAGGACCCACCUGUACGGUGCUGCCUACGAGACGCCCAGGCUCGUCCCCACCAAAGGGAAGGUGGCCCAAGUGGGCGGCUCCUGCAAGGUGGCCCGGGUGACCGUGAGCCCAGCCGCCUUCUCCGGCCUGUUGGCCAGCGCCCAGCGGUUCCGGGAGCAGACACAGGCAGCGGCGUGCUGCGAGGCCGCGCCCCCGAGCCCCGGCCCAAUUCCCACGGUCGCCACGGAUCUGGGGAAACCAAAGGGCAAAGACAAGGAGCGGAAGAUGUCCCUGUCGCCCCCAGUCCAGCCCGAGGCCGCAGACAGCGUGGUCCUCCUCGUGGACAGGCCGCUCCUGGAGCUGCCCCUGGAAGGCCUGUCGGUGCUCAGGGAGGGCCCGGCCUCCUCCGUGUCGCGGGACUUCUCCCUGCAGAUGCUGUGCAGCCGUCUGCACCGGGAGGAGCCAGACGCGACCAGGGCGAAGGACAGCAAAGGCAAAGAGCUCAAGAAGCGAGGCCCGGCCAAGAGGGGCCAGAAGGCCGGCGCGCCCCGGGUCAUCGCCGCGGACUGCAUCACAGUUGACUCGGAUAAUUUCAAGUUCAUCGUGGACCCCUACGAGGAGGCCAGGGGCCCAGAGACGCUGACUCCGGUCUCCGUAACCCGGGAGACCCUGGAGAAGUUCAAGGACACAUUCACCGCGCGAUGGGCAGGGCACCUGGGCAAAAGGCCCUUCCCCAGCCAGGCGCAGUGGGAGCAGGUCCUGGGCAGCUGCGAAGGCUUCUUCUUCUACGGGCUGGAGAGCUUCCUGUCGCACCUGCUGGUGGAGAGGGUGGCGGCCAUGAACCUCGGAGACUGCCAGCUGAUGGUCCUGCUGGACCGGAGCCGGUCCCACGAGAGCGCGCGGCGGACGAUGGAGGCCUUGGAGAGCAAGAGUGCGCUCGAGCUGUCCUUGGAGGACCCCGUCGAGACCGCCGCCCUGCUGAGCCUGGUGGGGGUCCGCAGCGUCCUGGCGAACCAGUGGUGGACGCCCCUGCGGGACAACGCGCUGCGGGCCCGCGUCCUGUGGGAGAAUCUGCUGCCAGGCGGGAAGCCGGUCGGGAGGGCUGUCCGCCUCCUUCAGAGGAUGGAGGCCGAUGAAAUGGCCGGAUACGACGAGGCUCUGCAGACCGUCGAAGACAGGCCGGUGCUGCGGCCUCAGCCGCCGCGCGGUGCCGACUGGCCCUCCUUCAGCCUCGGCCUGGUCCUGUACGGGCUGCCGCACCUGGCCAUUCUGUGA